GCAAAAAGGCAGGAACUCCUCGAGAAGGUCAACACAGUUUUUUCUAUUCUUUUAAAAGUUUAUACAGAUCAUGUCUGAUUUUAGUAUAUAGUAUUGCAUCAGGGAUUUUUUUCUCAUCCUGUUUUUUGUGUUUGUUUGUAAUAAUUCGUUUUUUCCUUUUUUUUCUGGUAAAGAUUAAAAAAAAUGGCAAAACUAAAACAACGCUCUGGAAAGCAAAAAGUGCUUAAACAGAAGAAAAAAUUCGGAGAAAGACUAGUCAUAGGUAAAAGUAAAGUGGCAAUGAAGAAACAAUUAAAAAAGAAAGAAGAUCAAUCUCAUGAAAGCGAUUUUGAAAUCACGGUUGAAAAUGCAAACAGUAAGAUUCAAAUUGAGGCUUUCGAUGAAAAAAGUGCAGGCCAUGAACUGAAUACAAGAGAGAUGGUAAAAAAACAAAAUAAAAAGCAACAAAAAUCUGGUGGUUUUCAAGCAAUGGGCUUGUCACACCAAAUUUUCAAAGGUGUUAUUCGUAAGGGCUAUAAAGUACCAACACCCAUUCAACGAAAGACAGUCCCUCUCAUAAUGGAUGGGAAAGAUGUGGUUGCUAUGGCAAGAACAGGUUCUGGCAAAACCGCUGCAUUUCUGGUCCCAAUGUUUGAAAAACUGCAAGCUCAUUCGACGAAGGGUGCUCGAGCAUUGAUUCUAUCUCCCACUCGUGAACUUGCCAUACAAACAAUGAAAUUCACAAAAGAUCUUGGAAAAUACACGGAUCUAAAGUUUACUCUGAUACUUGGCGGUGACAGGGUUGUGUGAGCACUGAGAGUGGAUUUAAGCUAUCCAUUUUGUUAAAAAAAUGGCCAAGGUAGCUCAAGUUCAAUACAAUACUGUAAGUAGGAAUUUAAAUUUUGUUGUUGGACUAUGUGUUCAGCAUUUCUAAUUCUUGCCACUUAGUGAAAGCUCUUUAGGAAACUGCUGUGUGUCACCUGAACAUUUUAAUUCUGUGAUUUCAUUUUUCUUGGUAACUUUCUCUUUCACCAGGCAACACAGAAUAGCUAUAUAUGACAUGAUAUCCGGAGCUUUACAUCUAGGAUACAAAACUUUUUGGUGGCCACUAAUCAACAGGAUUGAAUUUUCAGUUUUGCAUGACUUAAUUGAAAACAUGUUAGUAGUGUUUUAUUCUACGAGGGUGCCGAUAAGCCGCAUACGCCGUAAAAAGUGCGGGCGUUUUCCGGCUAGUUCGGCGUUUUGUAAGAAAUUCGGUAUUCGCCCGAAAAAACCCGCAUAGGCCCGAACAAUGCCCGAAAAACAAAAGGAAACAGACACUGAUAUGAUUCAUAAAAACUAUAAAAAUUAAAAUAAACUUACUAUGUGGUAGCGAAGUUCUUAAAAGAACUGUUUUUGAUGGUUCUUAUCGGCACCCUCUUUUUAUUCUACAGACCAAGUAAUUAUAUACCCUUCUUUGCCUCUGAUUUUUUUAACAUGAACUCAGGUAUAUAUAUAUAUAUAUAUAUACUUUAAAUUUAAUCAGAAAUUAAAUGCUUAUAUAUUAUUCAUGCUUAGUAAGUGAGUGCGAGUGAGUGCAAACCAUCCCGUAAGAUUCACAUUCAAAUGAGGCUAUUAUAUAGCUAUUAGAUUCAAAUGUACGACUUUCUAAUCUUGUGCAAAGUGAUAAACAUGUCACAACUAUACAUUCAAAACGAAAAGUAAAUUUAUUUUUUUCUUAAUUGGGUGUAAAAUUAUUUCUGUUAAGUGAAAUAAGUACUUUUAUAUGCCAGUAUAUUUACAAAUGUACAUGCUUCGAAUAUGAAAACUUGCUACCCAUGUUGUUGUUUUCCAAUUAUCUCAUGCUUUAUGUUGAGCAUUGACACCUUUGUGCUGUGGGGUGAUGGUAGCAGUUUUAAAAAUGGGUGGAAUUUUGCUUGUUUCAAGGCACAUUUUCCAGAUUGUUGUGUGUGAAGUUGUAAUUGUUGACUCGCAUUUGGGAUGAAAAUUUCAACAUAUUAGUUUUAAGUAUUUAAGGAUAUGUAAAGGAAAUCUCUAUAUAUGUGUCCACCUUGAUUUUUAAUAUUUAUAUUUUUGAUAUGUCCACUUUAGGAUGAUAUUUUCAAUACAUAAGUUUUAAGUAUUCAAGAGCAUAUAAACGAAAUAUUUAUGCAUAUAUAUGUUCACUUUGAGUUUUACAAUGAUAAUUUCGACAUAACAGUUCUAAAAUUUUUAGGGAUAUGUAAGAGAAAUGUCUGCGUGUCCACUGACUCAACUUUUACAAUGUGUGCACUUUAUGAUGUUUAUCAUUACUUAUGUUACUUAUGUUAACUUUUGAAGUUGUGGACGACGGACGUCAGUCACUUUUUUCUUUGUUGUUUUGUUUGCUCCAUUCGUAGACUAAGUUUAGGUCUGCUUGCACAUUUUCAAUGUCACUUUCAGAGCUAACCUUCAUUGUAAGUCUUGUAUCAUCUGCAAAGCUUGAGAGAGAUGCGUCCUUUACAGAAAGAUCAGGAAGAUGAGCGGUCCAAGCGCACUUCCUUGUGGUACGCCAGAGAUGACUUUUGUGGUGUGUGAGUGGUGACCGUUUACUGAGACGUACCCUUAUUUUGACUUUCCCAAAUUGAACUAGUUGAAUGCUUUUAUUUAUGUAUUUUAUUGAAGACAUUUUUAAUAAAAAAAAGAUUUAUUUUGUUACUUUUAGGAUAAAACUUUAUUAGGAUGUAUAUUUGACUAAAAGAAAGAAACUUGAUUGUAUUUUUUUGAAACUGUGGUGAUUUGGUAACUGUAAGUGGUCUAAAAAAUUGCAUCUUGACACGUGGAGGACGGGGAUUUUCUUAAAACUUUCCUAAGAUUUUAAGGUUGUUGAGGCUCAUUUUCUUAUCAAAAAAGACAUGUAAUAUCAAAAGAGAUGCCUAUGUAUAUGGUCAUUUUAAGUUUUACGAGUUAUGACUUUGACAUAUCUACUUUAAUAUAUAGUUUUGGCAUAUAAAUUUAACUUUCUUUAAGAAUAUCUAAAAAGAAAUAUGAAUGUCCACUUUGAGUUUUAAAAUUUAUGUUUUUGAUAUGUCCAUGUUAGGAUGAUAAUUGGGACAUAUUA
Messenger RNA from Hydractinia symbiolongicarpus, 3058 nucleotides. Its product is annotated as ATP-dependent RNA helicase DDX54-like. The transcript has 8 exons. Lineage: Eukaryota; Metazoa; Cnidaria; Hydrozoa; Anthoathecata; Hydractiniidae. The coding region runs from base 184 to 789 and encodes 201 amino acids. The record is from RefSeq and is a predicted model, not a curated record. Gene Ontology annotation, molecular function: RNA helicase activity; ATP binding; nucleic acid binding.